Morchella importuna is the source of this 2100-nucleotide messenger RNA. RefSeq lists its product as uncharacterized. Gene Ontology annotation, biological process: protein dephosphorylation; DNA damage response. Gene Ontology annotation, cellular component: nucleoplasm; protein phosphatase 4 complex. The transcript has 13 exons. The coding region runs from base 1 to 2100 and encodes 699 amino acids. Lineage: Eukaryota; Fungi; Ascomycota; Pezizomycetes; Pezizales; Morchellaceae. The record is from RefSeq and is a predicted model, not a curated record. Gene Ontology annotation, molecular function: protein phosphatase activator activity.
AUGAUGGCCCUAACAGUGCCAAAUCCGCCGACGACGCCGCGACGAGUAAAGGUGUAUGAGUUGAGGAACAAUGACUGGUUCGAUAGGGGAACUGGAUACUGUACAGGACAGCUGGUUAAUGACGAACCCCAUAUACAGGUGAAAUCGGAGGAGGAGCAGGACCGGAUGCUGCUGGAGACUAAGAUAAUAAAAGAUGAUGGCUAUCAGAAACAACAGGAAACCCUUAUCGUGUGGACUGAGCCACAUGGUACAGACAUGGCAUUGAGUUUCCAAGAACCCGAAGGGUGUGCAGCGAUCUGGGAGUUCGUUAGUCAUGUCCAAACUCAUUUACUGUCCAUGUCCGGAACAGAUGAGAUGUUAUCAGACGAUCCAAACGAAGCAAUGAUAGCUUCCAUUAUGCAAUAUUAUGAAGAUGAUGAUUUAUUGAACGAUACGUUGAUCAUCGAGCACAUUGUCAUGGAUGAGGUUGUACUGGGGGUUGUAGGGAUCCUAGAGUAUGACCCUGACUUCCCAAGCCACAAGGCCAAUCACCGCCAAUUCCUCUCGGACAAAUCAAAUUCAAGGAGAAUUCUCGACGAUCCGACUUUCUCCGUACUUAAUUCUCUUAUCUUCUUCAAUCAGGUUGACAUCCUGCAACAUUUGCAAAGCAACCAAGCUUUCCUAAAGGAUCUUUUCGCGAUUUUUCACACAGAGGGUUCGGAACCGUCGAAAAAGAAGAAUGGUGUUCUCUUCAUUCAGCAAUGCUGUUCUAUCGCAAAGAACCUCCAGGGUCCUGCACGAACCCAGCUCUACACACACUUUAUUCAGAAUGGCCUAUUUGCCGUUAUAGAUUUUGCGCUGCUUCACGAAGACGCUGCAGUCAGGAUCGCCGAUCAGCGACAAACAGAAGCCAUUGACCGAUACAUUAAUCGAACUAUUGCUGGGAGAGCAGGAUUUGGGAGUAAAGGACAAAUUGCGGAUGCUAUUAGGGUAUUACUGGAUCCCGCGACAGGACCGCAACUUGAAGGACUUGGAAAGACCAGUGAUAUCACCAUGAGACUACGAAGCCAUUCCACGGACCACGAGACGGAGAGUUUCUUGAAAAACUUUUAUGAUGAGUCUGCCAAGAAACUAUUUCUGCCAUUAUCUGACUUAAGCAAGAGAACAUCACUAAAAGGGUUAUCGAUAGCGGAGGAUGAGUUUUAUAUCCGGCAUAUGAUCAAGCACAAGUUGUUCGAACCCAUUUUGAACAUUGUUAUUGAAACUAUGCCAAGAGAUAAUUUACUCAAUUCAGCUUGUUUAGAAUUCUUUGAAUUCAUCAAACGGGAAAACGUAAAGCAAAUUAUCCUUCAUUUGGUUGAGAAUUACCGUGAAAAGAUGUCAAAGAUUACAUAUGUCGAUACCUUCUCCGUUCUAAUCCUAAGAAACGAUCAAAUGCAAGAUAGUACUUUGCCGUCGAAUUAUCCCUCCGAGGUAGACCGCACGCCAAGAAACCAAAUCAACGGAGCACGAAGAUGGGACGGAAUCAAGGAAGCAGAUCCUUUGGAAGAGGAAUAUUUCAACGGCUCAGACGAAGAAGACAACGCUCCAGGCCUAAGGCUUAUUAACGGAGGACCACCGGUGAUGAAGGGAUUGGUGGAUUAUGCAGAUGAAGAAUCCAUGGAUGAUGUCGGAGAGGAGGCUGCUGUAAAGAAGGAAGACGAGAGUGAGGUCAAGGUUGAGAUAAAGACGGAAGAUUCGCCAGUAAAGGAUCCUUCAUCAUCAGCAACCCCAAGCCCCUCAACGUCACCGUCAACGGUCAGGUCAAAAUCAGAAGAGCCGGUAUCAAGCCUGCCCAUGCCCGAGCGACUGGCAGAGAAGAGGAGGAGAGAGGAGGAAGACGAUGAUGAGCUGGGUAAACUGUCUAGGACAAAAAAGAGAGGCCCAAGUGGUGGAAGUAGCCUCAUCCAAAUGGGGUCGAGGAAGAGGAGUUUCGGAGGCAGCGGCAGCCCGCCCAGCAAGAAGAUCGCCAUUAAUUUGGCAGUCAAAACGGCUACGGCGGGAGACGCAGCUGAUGAAAACAGCGAGGAGCCAACCAAGGUGGAAAUGAAGGAGGAGGAGGUCCCGAAAGAGGAGGCGUAA